UUUCAUUGAUUUCCAUAACUGAAUUAUCUGUCACAGAGAGAGAGAGAGAGAGAGAGACAACAUCAGCAGCUUUAGCUGUUAGUACUGUAUAAGCUAUAACACAAUAACCAACAUUCUCUAUGGUGUCCCCCAACAGCUAUUCAACUCAGCCCUCAACCACCGAGGAUUCUGCUCAUUACAACUUCCUUCGCCGUUUGAUCUUUGUGCUGCUCUCUUUUUUCGUCAUAAUUACCCUUGUGAUCUACAUUGCAUGGCUUAUUCUUAAACCACUAUCUCCGGACUUCGAAGUCGACUCUUUCACGGUCUCUAAUUUCACUGUUUCCGGCUCACAAAUAAGGGGGAAAUAUGAUAUCCAAUUCACUGUGAGAAACCCCAACAAGAAAGUAGACUUUAAUGUCGAAAUUUUCGAUAUCCGUGUGAAUUAUAGGAGAACCCGUCUUUCUCAGAACUCAGGGGCAUCUCGGCAUCUGUUUCUGGAGAAGUCGAAUCAAACUAGUGUUAAGGCCGAGUUGGACCCGAAUUUGAGUCGUUAUGUGAGGAAAAAUGACUUGGAGAACUUGGGUCAGAACUUAAGCGGGGGUGUGAUUUGUUUUGACGUGAGGAUGCCUGUUUCAACAACAUUUACUUAUGGAAAUUGGCCUAGAAUCGAAAGAUCAAUGCUCGUUUAUUGCAAGAAUCUGAGGGUUACAUUCUCGUCUUCUAAGUUGGUUGGUAAGCUCAUAGACAGAAGAGAGGAUUGCUUAGUACUUUCUGACUAAACAUAGGGGAGUCAUUCAUUAGUUUUCUUGCACGGUCAACACAAAGGUUAUUGGUUCAUUUAAUUAGUUAAAUUAGGUGAGUUGCAAUUUGCAAGUUGCUUUUUUUCUCUUAUUUUUUGAAUGUGAAUUCAUUCAUUUGUUGUUCACAUUUUGGGGUGUGCCUAGAUAGAGAUUACCUUUUCAAUUUCCGCUGUCACUGUGUACGGUUUAUAACUUCACGCGUAAAUACUACAAAUUAAAGAUACCAUUCCUUAUUC
Molecule: messenger RNA, 1015 nt
Organism: Quercus robur (English oak)
Lineage: Eukaryota; Viridiplantae; Streptophyta; Magnoliopsida; Fagales; Fagaceae
Product: NDR1/HIN1-like protein 3
Exons: 1
Coding region: 120-758 (212 amino acids)
Cellular component (GO): plasma membrane
Source: RefSeq, a predicted model, not a curated record